CACGCUAUCUCAAGAACAUCAAUAUGACUACAACAAACGGGUCAUCACAUGCCGGAGAGAGUGAUGUUAUGGAGGAAAUAGCAAAGCUCAAGCGGCGUAUAGAAGAGCAGGACCAACGCAUAGAAGAGCAAGACCAAAUUAUUGAAGGAUUUAGAAACCAGGAUGAAGCCAAUUUCCGCCAAGGCAAUGAUGAAUCUCAGCUGGAAGUACCACAAAAUAGAAGAAAGAGAGUUCAUGCUAGUGGACCUGAGCAAGUACGCUUAGUGAGCAGACCAAAAUAUACAAUAAAGCAUCAUCCUGACUGCGAGGGUAGCAAUGAAUUCUCAUAUCAAGGACAAUCAUCACUAACACCUCCUUUUCCUGAAGAAGGGGAGAUGAGAAAGAGCGGUGAGAAUCUGGAUGAAAAUUCGAGAAGAGUGCACAAACAAAUGACUCAAAACAAGACUCCAAGCCAUAUGUCCUCAAAGAAGAGAUGUCGUCCUUCGGAAGAGAUUCGUAAUGCAGUAAUUUUGAAAUCUUCAAUAUAUCCAAAUAAAAGUUGGUGGUGUUGA
Molecule: messenger RNA, 551 nt
Organism: Lolium rigidum
Lineage: Eukaryota; Viridiplantae; Streptophyta; Magnoliopsida; Poales; Poaceae
Exons: 7
Coding region: 24-551 (175 amino acids)
Source: RefSeq, a predicted model, not a curated record